AUGGGUGUGCUGCUGCUCGAAGCCCGCUGCGAGGCGAGGGGAGGCUGGAGUGAUGGAUCCCAGCGACGGAUGCCAUUCAUGUGGCACAAGCAUUUCCAUCAGAGCAUAUUCCUGAGUGGGCUCACCUGCUGGCAGGCUGUUGGUGCUGUGAUACUGAGUGGCUGGAGCAUGGAAGAAUAUAGACACAGAGAAACAGGGGCUGGUCUCAGACCUGGGAGUGAAGCCGAUUUUAGCUCCUCAAGCAGCACAGGCAGUAUUUCAGUGCCUGAAGUCCGUAUGUCUGCUGCCGGAGGCAAAAGAUCAUCUUUUUCUCGCAAUCGUGGCCCUUAUGGUCGGAAUAAUGGAUCCUUAUCCUCCAAGCCUGGAGCCAACUCACCUGCUCCCUGUGAAAAGGACCUUUUGUCAACACUGCACAAAACCCAGCCGUCCCCUGCUAACAUCCAUCAGAGUUACAGGGGUUCUUCAGCCAGCAGCAGCAACUCAGGUUCAUACAAAGGAAGCGACAGCAGCCCAGUGAUGAGGCGACCAGGGAGAUACUAUUCUUGUGGUGACAAGCCGCCAAAUCCAGAGCAGUAUUUGACUCCUCUGCAGCAGAAGGAAGUUACCAUACGGCAUUUGAAAACAAAGCUGAAGGAAUCUGAGAGCAAACUUAAAGAAAGGGAAACAGAAAUAGAAGAGCUCAAAGCUCAGCUGGUUCGGAUGAGGGAAGACUGGAUCGAAGAAGAGUGUAAUCGUGUGGAGGCAGAGCUGGCCUUAAAGGAAGCAAGAAGCGAAAUUAAACAACUCAAGGAGGUUAUUGAAACUAUGAAGAACAGCUUGGCUGAGAAAGACAAAAAAAUUCAGGAAUACUUCACAGACAUAAACAUCCAAAACAAGAAACUGGAAUCUUUGCUGCAGAGCAUGGAAGUGGCUCAGAACAGCUCUGUGAGGGAUGAAGAGUGCCUGGAGUAUACAUGUGACUCGGAGGUGAAGUCAGCAUUGUAUGCCACAGCGUCAGACAGCCUCAUCACAGAAGACCAAGCUCUGGAGGAGAUGGCAGAUAGUGGGAUGCUUCUUAGUGACAACAAAGCUAAUGUGACUGAUUCAUCUGAAGAGACUUUGACUGUCGCAACUUCUGACUUGACUGGUCCAGCUCGCUCCAGUUCUGCUGGGAAUAAAGGGAUGCUGGAAACUGUUCUGGAUGAAAAACUGACUUCUUCCCAGGAGCAGCAGAAAAGCAGCAAAGUGAUGGUGGAACAGGCCGUCCAGACUGACGUGGUGCCAUAUAGCCUAGAUGUGGAGCAGCUCCUUCAAAACAUCUUCAGAGCUCAAGAUGCCUGUCCUGGUCUAAACCCACCUGCUUCACUGAAGGAAUUGCGUGCACUUUCUCUUGGGAGAUUCAGUGAUUCUGGUAUCAUAAUGGACUUAACUCCAAGUGAUCCAAACUCUGCCAUCCUUUUGUCUCCUAUGGAGUCUCCAUGCACGAAGGUGGAGCACGGAGUUAAUGAAAACCGUUUCAUGAAAGAACUUGAUUUUACAGACCCUCAUGAUGAUGAAGGCUCUGGGUAUGUCAAUGCAUUGUCUCAGACAGGAAUGAAGAAGAGAUACUGGAGCAGCAGCCUCCUCAGAGAUGUUCUGGCUGUAGCAGCCCCUGUUGUACCAACUGUCAUGUGGGCUUUCAGUACUCAGAGAGGAGGAACAGAUCCCAUUUACAAUAUCGGAGCAUUGCUUCGCGGUUGCUGCCUGGUGGCCCUGCACUCUUUACGCCGUACACCCUUCAAUAUUAAAACCUAAAGUCCACUCUGUCCCUGGUCACCAACUGGCUGAGGCAGAGAGAAGAAGGGAUGAGAUAGAUCAUAAAAAGUUAUUGUAUAUUCUGGCAGAGUCCAUAAUUUUGCUUUUUACUAUUUCAUUUGCACUAUAAAUUGGUUUGAAAACAUGUUCCUUCUUUCAAAAUAAAAAA
Molecule: messenger RNA, 1942 nt
Organism: Leptosomus discolor (cuckoo roller)
Lineage: Eukaryota; Metazoa; Chordata; Aves; Leptosomiformes; Leptosomidae
Gene: SYBU
Product: syntabulin
Biological process (GO): axonal transport of mitochondrion; synapse maturation
Cellular component (GO): cytoplasmic microtubule
Source: RefSeq, a predicted model, not a curated record